GUGAAGAGGCGACUGAAGGAAAUGGAAGCCAACUCUCACCCCAGAUUAGACGGCCGCUGGCUAUGCUUGGCGAUGCUCUGGCUGUGUAUGGAACUAGCACAAUCCACCAUGGAUGGACAACAGGAGGGGAGCCCUUGUUGCUCGUCAACUCUUGCCGGAGUCCCUCCGAAAUCCUGUGGCAAAUGUGGUGGUGGGAAGUGCUGUAAGGACAAGCCAUGCCAUCAAUGCCGGGCAGUGCCAACGUGUCCAGAAGGGCAGGAACUGACCUGUUCAGGCACCAUUGACUUCAGAUAUUUCUGCAGCCCAUGCCCUAAUGGAACUUUUUCUGAUGCCAAAGGCAGCUGUUGCAGACCUUGGGCAAACUGCAAGACGUUGGGGCUUCCCGUUCGACGACCAGGGAACACAACUCACAACACGGAAUGUGGCGACACGAGACCCGUCACCGUAGUUAUGCAAACUGAUUCCACAGUCACGACUAUCCUGACCAUUGUGACAGCAACGGGCCUCUCUCUUCUCAUCCUGCUGACGUUCUUUUUAAUCAUCUGCGUAUGGACACAGAAGAAGAAACUGCCCCUGGUGCAAGAGCCUGAAUCCACCCACCCUUCAAACUUCCUAGGAUCUCAUCGUGAAGACACCUGCAGUUGCCAGUUCCCAGAGGAAGAGCAUGGGGAGAACAUGGACAUAUGGAAGGCCUCACAGAUCUCUUUGGCCCAUUGAAAGAACUUGGGGUGGAUCCACAAGCAUGUGCAAAACUCGCCCUGCAAUAUCUAGGCGGCUGAACUAUAAGGACGGCAG
Messenger RNA from Lacerta agilis (Sand lizard), 795 nucleotides. It is a transcript of the gene TNFRSF18, whose product is annotated as TNF receptor superfamily member 18. Bases 22 to 717 code for a protein of 231 amino acids. Gene Ontology annotation, biological process: positive regulation of cell adhesion. The record is from RefSeq and is a predicted model, not a curated record. Gene Ontology annotation, molecular function: protein binding. Gene Ontology annotation, cellular component: external side of plasma membrane. The transcript has 6 exons. NCBI's taxonomy places the organism in Eukaryota, Metazoa, Chordata, Lepidosauria, Squamata, Lacertidae.